Messenger RNA from Caenorhabditis auriculariae, 302 nucleotides. The record is from the annotation of a GenBank genome assembly. NCBI's taxonomy places the organism in Eukaryota, Metazoa, Nematoda, Chromadorea, Rhabditida, Rhabditidae.
AUGUUCGUUCUCUCCUGGUAUAUUUGUAUACUCGGCCUGAAUAUUCUCAUCGUCUUGGGCUUCACUGGCGACACCCUGCUUUUCCUACAGAGUAAACUGGUUUGUUCAUUAGAAAUUUUUUAUCCAAAUCAGCUUUUAAGGUUUUAUUCGCUCUCCUCACCUAUUCCCAGCCUUUCUACGUGCUUCUCUGGCGUUCGAAAGACUACCGGAAAGCGUUUUUGAAACUUUGGUUCCCGAAUUUAGUACCAGUCGACCGGACUCUAGUAGUUUCUGGUCGACAGUCAAAGAUAUCAACUUUUUGA